Messenger RNA from Psylliodes chrysocephalus, 1039 nucleotides. Lineage: Eukaryota; Metazoa; Arthropoda; Insecta; Coleoptera; Chrysomelidae. The record is from the annotation of a GenBank genome assembly.
AAAAAAUCAAACGAAGGUCAAGAUAGUCAUGAUUAUGAACUUAUGAAGUCAUUAAAGUAAAACAAUUAUUUAUAAAAUCGAAGAUCAUCAUCUAACAGACAUUCAAAAGUUGGCGUGAAAGUCAGUAGUUAUUCGUGCUCUAUUGUGUUUGAAAAUGAAUCACUUUUCAGUAAUUGUUUUGUUUUUGUCUUUGGGUUGUACAUUAUCUAGGGAGCUCCACCCAAUCCUACCAAACUCCAACAAAUGCUUCGACACCUACACCGACGUACAACCCAUCAACCUGAGCAGUCUGACCAAAGCCUGCGUCGAGUCUAUUCCAGAAAUUAACAAUUGCCAAGGUUUGGCUUUGGUUUCGGACGAAAUCAUACUUUUAGCAUGUAACGAAACAGAUGACGAAAACGUAAAGCCCUUGAAAAAGGGUUGUUACCGGAUCAUAAAACAAGACGGAAACGAGGGCGUCGUUUGUCAGAGAUUUAAAAAGAGGAAUUUGUGCGAGGUUAUUAAAACUCCCGCCAACUUGGUUAUCGAAGUUUAUUGUGACAGGAGUGCACGAGGAAUUGUCAAUGUCAGACAGCUGAAGUUGACACGUUAGAAAGUUGUUUUAGAUUGUUGUCACUGUUAAAUGUGAUGUUUCAAGUGACAGGAGUUCAGUAUAUAACUACUAAUUCUCCAAGAAAUUAUUAUAAAUUUAACAGUUUUACUGAUUUAUAUAUAGAAAAGCACAUUAGCAUUCAUUAUUCGUUCAAAAAUUAGGUUAUGUGAAAUCAAUUACGCCAAUUUGAUUUACCCAAAAGUACAAAUGAACUACGUUAAAUGUAUUUUUACUAUAGAUUUUUGUGAAAAAGCAAUAAAAAUUUGGCCCAAUGACAAAUUAGUAGCUCAAUGAAUGUAUGCAUUUAUUUAAAACAUUUCUAGAAAAAAUCUUAUCAAGUAUUAUUAGUUAUUAAGUUUUUUUACAUUCUAUACUAGAUUUAUAUUAUAUUUACAAAUUUGUAUAAAGAUUGUAGAAAGGAAAAAUUAAAAUUUCCAAAAAUAUGUA